AUGAGUACUACUACCAAAAGCAAGAACCUAGUCAAGGUGUCCGUAUCUGAUUUCCCAACUUUCGAUGGCAACCAGAAAAACUGGAAACCAUUCAAGAGAGAAGUCACUUCAACAAUGGGACUCCUACAGUUGACUAGCUUACUCAGUGUAACAAAACUCACUGAUAUACCCGGCUACACAGCCAAGACAAUAUCGGUUCCACUUUACAAGACCCGCAAUCAAGAAUUCUACUCGAUCCUAUCCAAGAAACUAGCCAAGGGAAAUGCAGCCUCAAAGGUAGAUGCACACCUGGCUACCAUGGAUGGUGCUCUUGUGUGGAAAGAUAUGUGUGACUAUUAUGACUUUGGGGGAGAUAAGGAAAGCCGUAUCACAUCACUGAUUGGAGACCUAACCAAACAUUUUCUGCAUCCAGAAAGUCAUGGAGGUUUUGAUUCCUACCAUAACCUAUUUGUUGAAAAAUGCCUCGAGCUCGACAAUGCUGGCAUUAAAGUCCCUCCUGCAAUUCAAAAGACCUUGUUCCUCGAAGGCAUCAAAGACAGGGCUUAUGAAUCUGUCAAGGAUAGCUGUACCAGCAUUGACUAUGAUACUGCAGUGGACAAGCUUUGA
This is a messenger RNA of Seminavis robusta, 606 nucleotides long. NCBI's taxonomy places the organism in Eukaryota, Bacillariophyta, Bacillariophyceae, Naviculales, Naviculaceae. The record is from the annotation of a GenBank genome assembly.